Molecule: messenger RNA, 1329 nt
Organism: Podarcis lilfordi (Lilford's wall lizard)
Lineage: Eukaryota; Metazoa; Chordata; Lepidosauria; Squamata; Lacertidae
Source: the annotation of a GenBank genome assembly
AUGGAGAUGCCCAACAGCACGACGGCGGCCAACGGCAGCCAGCCGACUAGCCCGGCGCCCGCGGCCACCCUGGGUUACCAGCUGGGCACGUCGGUGGUGCUGGGCGCGCUGAUCUUGUUCGCCGUGGUGGGCAACGCGUGUGUCAUCGCCGCCAUCGCCCUGGAGCGCACCUUGCAGACUGUGGCGAACUACCUGAUCGGCUCCCUGGCCGUCACGGACCUGAUGGUGUCGGUGCUCGUGCUGCCCAUGGCCGCCCUGUACCAGGUGCUGGGCAAGUGGACGCUGGGCCAGGUGACCUGCGACAUCUUCAACUCCCUCGACGUGCUGUGCUGCACCUCGUCCAUUCUGCACCUGUGCGCCAUCGCCCUGGACCGCUACUGGGCCAUCACGGACCCCAUCGACUACGUCAACAAGCGGACGCCCCGUCGGGCCGCCGUCCUCAUCAGCCUGACGUGGCUGAUCGGCUUCCUCAUCUCCAUUCCGCCCAUGCUGGGCUGGCGGACCCCAGAGGACAGGGCCGACCCCAACGCCUGCACCAUCAGCAAGGACCCCGGCUACACCAUCUACUCCACCUUCGGCGCCUUCUACAUCCCGCUGCUGCUCAUGCUGGUCCUCUACGGGCGCAUCUUCAAGGCGGCGCGCUUCAGGAUCCGCAAGACCGUCAAGAAAGCAGACAAGAAGCAGCAGCAGCACGAGGACUCGGAGAAGGUGGCCGACACCUGCCUGUCGGCCUCGCCGUCCAGCGGGGAGCCCAAGCGGAGCAACGGGGGUCCCCAGCAGCAGGCCAAAAGCUGGAAAAGCGCCGUCGAGCCCAAAGGGCCUGAGGGCCCGUGCGUCAAUGGGGCCCUCCGGCUGGGAGAGGACGGCCCGGUGGCUGCCUUGGAAAUCCUCGAGGUCAACCCGUCCAACUCCACCAAGAGCCACCUGCCCCUGCCCAACCACCAUCACCAUCAUCACCACCAUCACCACCACCACCACCACCCUCCCCAAGGCAGCUCGGGGGCGGCCACGCCGUCGACGGAGCGCAAGAACGAGCCCAAGAACGCAGAGGCCAAGCGCAAGAUGGCCCUGGCCCGGGAGAGGAAGACGGUCAAGACUCUGGGCAUCAUCAUGGGCACCUUCAUCCUGUGCUGGCUGCCCUUCUUCAUCGUGGCGCUGGUCUUGCCCUUGUGCGGCUCGGGCUGCUACAUGCCGGACUGGCUGGGCGCCGUCAUCAACUGGCUCGGCUACUCCAACUCGCUCCUCAACCCGGUCAUCUAUGCCUACUUCAACAAAGAUUUCCAAAGUGCUUUUAAGAAGAUCAUCAAGUGCAAGUUUUGCACGCAGUGA